Molecule: messenger RNA, 3246 nt
Organism: Orbilia oligospora ATCC 24927
Lineage: Eukaryota; Fungi; Ascomycota; Orbiliomycetes; Orbiliales; Orbiliaceae
Exons: 1
Coding region: 1-3246 (1081 amino acids)
Biological process (GO): Ras protein signal transduction; positive regulation of GTPase activity
Cellular component (GO): plasma membrane
Molecular function (GO): guanyl-nucleotide exchange factor activity
Source: RefSeq, a predicted model, not a curated record
AUGUCACCAUCAUCAACAGUUUUAUUCAAAAUUCUAGGGACAAACUCGUCCCGGGAUAGAUCCCCCAAAAAUCCCCAACAACAGGAACAUCAUCUUGAGCAAGAGUAUGAACUAGAACCGAAGCUAUCUUUUACAGACAGACGGAAGCUCAACGCCAAAGAGCUCAGGCUUGAGCUUAGUCGUGGUUAUGAAGAUACUGACCAUAGCCUCAACCGAUCUGAGAGCUUUCAAAAGACCCCAAUGCUAUCUCGGGAUAAUCCCAUUAGGCGCUCAAGUGAGAAUUCUGAAAACUUUAAUGAAGAAGUUGCGGAAUAUAAGCAGGAAAGGGCAAAAGCCCCAUCGACGCCAAUUCACACAUCUGUUGCUCAAAGUAUUUCCUCGUACUUGGGAAGCUUCGGGAUACUUACUCCUCCGUCGAAUUCAAAGAAGCUUCGUGAAGAAGAGGAGGCUAGGAGAAUAGAGGAGUUGAAACGCAGUAUACGUCAUUUGACACCGCCUCGAACACCGCAGAGGCCUCAAGACCCACCCCAUCAGUUCCUAGGAUCUUCAGAUAGCCCAAAUCUCAAACAAGAAUGGUCGCCACCACGAAGUUUCUCAAAUCGCCAUACUCGAAACUCCUCAACGGAUUCCACAGCAUCAUUGUCAGUAUCUAUAGUUGAUGAUUUUUCGUCAGAUGGAGCUAUAAGCCCGACCAAUAUAAGCCGCCCAAUUAUAUCUGUACCUCAGUCGAGUCCUGAGCUCAGCCCGAUAGCUACUGGGUUGUUUGAAAACCCAAGGCAGUUCUUCCCCAAGCCUCCGCGAGCACGGCGCUCUGCGGAAGAGACAAGAACGAAGAAUAAAGGACUUCCUCUGUUUCAGCUAGCUAGCUUUGCAGAGCCAAGUUUUUCCAGCCCUUCUCAGGUCGCGUACGAUGUACGGGACAUGGUUAUGCCGGUCGUGAUGAUUGCGAAUGCCUUGGGGUUUCCGCACAAAGCAUCCGUCAAUCAACGGCCCGAAAACCUAUCCACGGCCGUUUCGUCGGUGAAUCAUAGUCAGAAAAACAAGGCCGACAAACCUAGUAAGAAAGCAAGCUUAAAAGUAAAAAGCACACUGGGCGUUUUCCCUCGAAAAACUUUCACAAGGUCUUCUUCAGAGAGCAAGAUUAUCAAAAACAACCCAUAUCUUCAUAGCAGCAUCACGCAACAAGCGACAAGCUCUCUCAGCACUCAGACAUAUGUGGAAGAAACACAGUACUCAAUGGCUUCCGCCGUCUCUUCAUUGGAAAAUCUUCAGCCCAUAUGUUCUAUAACUACGAAUAGUGCUCCGGUCAGCGCCUUCGACGAUGACUCUUCGGACGAUGACUACUUUGGGGACUUCAAAAAUCUAUCUGGACUCGGAACUCGCAACCUUAGAAGGCGAAGGACUAGUUUAAAGAGAUUUUCUCGGGAUUCUAUGAGUCUCUCCGCAGACCGACCGUUUUCCCGUCUUUCCUUCUCAUCAAAGCAAGAUCCGCUAGGGUUCCCGAAAGAGAUCGAAACUCGACAAAUGUCUACAGAAAAUUUUAUACCUGUGCGCCAGAUCCCAAUCCCCGAAGAGGCGCAACUCUCUACCUCCGCAGGGACAUUCAACAAAGUUAGAUUCGGGAGCUCCAGAGUUAUUCGCGAAAAUGAAGUCCACCAUCUCAAAGAUGGCGACGGAUGCGACCACCUCGUACUCGAACAAGAGGAUGGCAAAAUCCUCGUCGUUUCAGGCACAUUGGAUUAUCUGAUGAUGGAACUCUGCGCUUCGUUUGAAACCGCAGAUGAUGAGAACUUUGCCGAUAUAUUUAUCCGUGCAUCUAUCCUGUUCACUUCACCUUUGUUCCUUCUCAAAGGGCUUACAACCCACUUCAGGAACGUGAAUUCAAGGAUCCAAGAGAGGAUCCUUGCGGUAAUUGAGAAGUGGCUUCGGACGCAGCCAGAAGAUAUAUUCGAAGCUGAAGCAACGAGGGAGAUACUUCUCAUAUUUCUGGCAGAAGUUUCAUGCUGGGGACAUACGCAAUAUGCCGUUCGUCUCACUCAAGCUUAUUCUUUGAUGAAGGAUAAGCUUCAGAAUUUCCAGAAUGCUGUGGAAGAGGCCAAGAAGUUGAAUGAUUCGAUCGAGAACGUGGCGUCUUCCUCGUUUCCCGAGAAUCUAAAACUCUUUUUCGGCGAUGAGAACAUCAUGCUAGAGGUCGCACAGUAUCUCACAGCAGUCGAUCUCAUUUUGUUUCGGGACGCAUCGCACACCCGAACCGUCAGUUUAUGGUGGAUGUCACAAACGAGCGAAGAGCAAAACUCAUGGAGUUGGGAGUGCGAAGUUCCUUACGCUGAUGAGGCUUCCACCGACAGUGUUGUUGAGAGGGUCAACAGACUCCUGCGAAGAUCCGCCAAUUUCAAGUUCUGGAUUCAGCAUGAAGUUCUGGCGAUGACAAAGUUCGAAGAUCGCGCCGACCUUAUUUCAAGCCUGAUCCAUCUAGCCUUGCUGCUGAGAGAUCAAGGAAAUUUGCAAUCCUGCCUUGUAAUAGUUGAGGCCCUCGCUGUUGAUACUAUUAUCAGCCUGGAAAAGACCUGGGAUUGCGUUCCAAUUGAGAGGAUUAGAGAGUUCUCUGAACUCCGGGCCCUCCUCGACCAAUCAACUUAUGUCAGCUUCUUUUCGCAAUGCAAGGAUUUUGCGAUUCCUUAUUUCCUAUUUUUUAUCAAAGCAGUUGCGACAAUCCUCAACCAAUCUACAAACGCAAGCUCUAGAUAUAGCGAUGCCUCGAAGAUCCAUGUCGACUCUCAAAUCGAGGCUAGUUUAUAUCGGCCUCCAACAUCACCAACAAGCGACAAAUCUAGUAGGCAACCACCGAUCCUACUAGAUUUCAAAAAGUACCGGUCUUUCGUCAAGGAGGUUUCAGUUUACCGAGCCAUGACCAAGUAUCCACCCAAAUUUGUCUGGAGUCUAGACCGAAAGUGCUUUGUUUUUCGCAAGAUGGAAAUAGGACGGCUAGCGUUUCCCCGGGACCGCGAUAACGCUAGCAGGGCCACCAGCCGCAUGAGAAGCGGCUCUAUUGCUUCGAUCCCAGAAGAUACUCCAGAUGCAAGUUAUCUCAACCAUCUAUCGGAAAUUAUCGAGGGAAGGAUCGACACCGUUCUUUCCCCUUUCCUCCCAUCUAGUCCUGACGACGAUCUUACCAAACUGCAACAAUUUACCAGAGCCAUGAAGUCUCUCAGGCAGCAGGUCCACGGAGAGGAUUUGCAUUGCUAG